GACUGCGGGUGCAAGGACGUGCAAGGACUGCGGGUGCUCGAAUCUUUCAGCUGACACGUUUACGCGCGUCGAUCGCGCUGGAGUAGUUUACAACACGCCACACGCCAUGGCGCGCGACUUGGAGGCCGCGGCACUCCUCGCCGCUGUGGCGAUCUUGUUUAUCUAGAGCAGAAUUUCGCGGCAGGCGGUCGUCACUCGUCAGCGCAGUGCGAGAGAGACGCCACUCCCCUUCCCUUCGCUAAUGGCGUCAUCGGAGGGACGUCGUCGUCGGCGGGGCAAAAAGAGCAAGGCCAAAAAGAAGAAGAAAGAGGCCGGACCGACGAUCGUGCAGGACCUCCCCGACCAUCUCUUCGAGCUCAUCCUCGUCCGCCUCGGCCCGUCCCCAUGCCUCGUCCGCGCCGCGGCCGCCUGCAAGCGGUGGUGCCGCGUCGUCGGGAACCCCGGCUUCUUCGCCCGCUUCGGCCCGGUCCACGCGCAGGCGCCGUACGUCGGCGACUACCACACCGUGCAGGGGGGACAACCCCUCUUCGUCCCCUCCUCGCCGGUCGUCGUCGACCGCAGCCGCUUCUCCCUCGAGUUCCUCCCGGAGAGCGGAUCGUGGGAGAUCGCCGACAGCCGCGGCAGCCUCCUCCUCCUCACCAAGAAGAGGGCGCCGCAGAGCUGGCGCGACUACUCUCGCUGUGUUCGCCACUACCCCGACCUUAUGGUAUGCGAGCCGCUCGCCGGACUCUACCAGAGAAUCCUCUGGCCGGAGGAUCUGGACGGAAUUGGCCGCCUUGGCGUGUUCCUGCUUAACGGCGACGACGCGGGCCGCCGCGUCAGCACGUCCAACUUCAGGGUCCUAGCGGCCGUCGACGAAACCGUGGCAUGUGUGUUCUCCACGGGCAGCGAGGGCGGCUGGCGCAUUAUUUACAGCGAGAUCACCAGCCACGUCGAGCUCCCAAAGCUCGGCCCCGAAAAUUUCGUAGGGCGUGCAAACGGCACUCUGUACUGGGGAAUUGACGGAUGCGCCACCGCCGUUCUUGCUCUUGACGAGACCACGGCGGAGUUCUCGAUCGCCGCAUUCCCGGAGAACGUCUGGGGGCCGUCCCACAUACGGACCUCGCGGAUCGUCGGCGGCGAGGACGGCACGCUGCGCGUCAUCCGCCUCAUAGGCAACGACCUCAAGGUCUUCGCCAAGCGGCAUGCGGGCAGUGACGAGGAUGAGUGGUUGCUGGAGAUGCACCUGAGGUUGCCGGAGGCCACCCUUGGGCUGCCGGGGCGCGAGGAGCACUUUUUCCGGCAACAAACCAUGAUUGUUGCGGCGAAUACCAGAUACGUCCUGCUGACACCGAGCGAGAAAUCGUGGUUGUUCUCUGUUGAGCUUGAUACAAUGCGAGUAGAGAGCAAACACGAGAGAAACAAGUACGCCGGAGAGGCGUACCCGUGCAAGUUGCCAUGGCCGCCAGCCUUGGCUGAUCAUGGCAGGGAAAGGAGGUGAUGAUGAUGCCUGAUUGUCAUGGCUGCCGACUUUGUCUCAUCAUAGCAGAGAGGAGGUGAUAACGUCCCUGAUCGUCUAUCAAACUUUCAAAAGGUUAUCCGUUUCGGCGUAUCUGGAACAGAUUUGUACUAUUUGUAGAAAAAAAAAUCCGUACCGUGUUUUUUGCUUCACUCUGUUCUUGCGUGUGCCUCUCUUGGACUCCUUCCUCAUGCUCCCCCCGCCAUUAUAUUGAACAGCGGCUAAUUAGGGAUUUGGAACAGAAAAUGUUUAUAAAUAAUUCGUGCUUAUUUUUUGACUGGACACUGUUUUGGGCCAGUCGAUUUCUUAUUGGGCUGAAACCCAUUUCGUAUUGCCUGUUUAUAGGCCGUGCUGCCUCUUUUUUCUGUUUGUAACUUUGUAUGCAUUUUUUGCUUCUCUUUUUUAGUCGGUUUAUAGGGGUAUAUUCAGGAUGUUGAAUGAGUGUAAAAUGUAU
Triticum aestivum (bread wheat) is the source of this 1952-nucleotide messenger RNA. RefSeq lists its product as uncharacterized. The record is from RefSeq and is a predicted model, not a curated record. Gene Ontology annotation, molecular function: protein binding. The transcript has a single exon. Bases 242 to 1480 code for a protein of 412 amino acids. NCBI's taxonomy places the organism in Eukaryota, Viridiplantae, Streptophyta, Magnoliopsida, Poales, Poaceae.